CUCACGCCCGUCUUUUCUCUCUCUUCCCACCUCCCUCAAAACUCCCAGAAUUACAAAAAUACCCUUUCACCCCUGCAGCAGCAUCAAAACUCUGAAAAGAAACCCUCCCAAAACCCUCCAUGAAAGUCUCCAUGGCCUCGCCUCACCUUCUCCUUCUCCUCUUCUUUUCUCUCCCUUCCUUCUCCUCCGCUUCUUCCUCAACGGACGGUCAGAAGCUCCUCGACUUCAAAUCAACAGUCCAGAACUCGCAGCCUCUCCAAGACUGGCAGGCGCACCGAAAUCCGUGCUACUUCACGGGCGUCACCUGCAACAACGACUCCCGUGUCACGUCCCUCGAUCUCUCCAACCUCCGUCUAGACGCCGUCUUCACGUCCGUCUCUUCCUCCCUCCUGCUGUUAGACUUCCUCCAGACGCUUUCUCUCAAAAACACGAGUCUGACCGGAAACCUCCUCUCCGCCACCGAGUCCAACUGUAGCCCGCGUCUGACAGGAAUAGACCUCGCCGGAAACAAUCUCUCGGGUCCGAUUUCGGAUAUCUCGAGCUUGAGCUCCUGCCCCGCCUUGAAAUCCCUGAAUCUCUCAUACAACAGCUUCGUCUACGGCGGAUCGUCCGGCCGCGGUGGGCCCCACCUUCAUCUGCAGUCGUUGGAUCUGUCCUUCAAUCAGAUAUUCGGCCCCGACGUUCUCCCGUCACUCUUCUCUGCCGUCGGCAACGAGCUUCGGUUCUUGAAUGCAAAGAAGAACAGAAUCUCCGGGAGUAUUCCGGUAUCUGACUGCCCGAAUCUCGUGUACCUCGAUCUAUCUUCCAAUGACUUCUCUGGCAAGAUCCCGUCUUUUGGCGGGAACUGCAGGUCGCUGCGGCAUCUCAACCUCUCGUCGAACGGGUUCUCCGGCGAGGUCCCACGGUCGAUUGCGGCAGAAGCUUGCAAGAACCUCCUCGAGCUCGAUCUCUCCUCCAACCACUUGUCCGGCGCUCUGCCUCCGGAUUUCGCUUCGUGUUCGGCCCUGAAGCUGGUCGAUCUCUCAAACAACUCGCUGUCCGGCGGAUUCCCGCCUGGGACUCUGUCCUCGAUGCUGAAUUUGAGAAAGCUGGACCUGUCUUCCAACAAUCUCAGUGCGGUGACAGAUUCGGUGCCGGAGAUUUCAAGCUUGGAGCUGCUCGAUUUGAGUUCGAAUAGGAUCAACGGGUCCAUACCGCCCGAUUUGUGCCGGAAUCCGACAAACAGGUUGAAGGAGCUCUAUCUUCAGAACAAUCAGUUGACCGGCGCCGUCCCUGCAGCUCUGAGUAACUGUUCACAGCUGGUGUCGCUUGAUCUCAGCUUCAAUUACCUCACCGGGCCAAUCCCUUCCAGCCUGGGAUCACUGGGCCAGCUCCGCGAUCUGAUCAUGUGGUUGAAUUUCCUCGACGGAGAAAUCCCCACCGAGCUCUCAAACCUCAAGAUGCUCGAGAACCUGAUCCUAGACAACAAUGGAUUGACGGGGACGAUUCCUGCCGGCUUGAGCAACUGCACCAAACUGAACUGGAUCUCACUGUCGAGCAACCGCCUGAGAGGUGAGAUCCCGGCCUGGAUUGGACGGCUUGAGAACCUCGCGAUCCUCAAGCUCGGAAACAACUCGUUCUCGGGGCGGAUCCCGUCCGAGCUUGGAGACUGCCGGAGCUUGAUAUGGUUGGACCUCAACAGCAACCGUCUAAACGGGACCAUCCCUCCUUCCCUCGCAAAGCAAUCCGGCAAAAUCGCCGUCGGAUUGGUUACCGGGAAGUCCUUCAUCUAUAUGAAGAAUGAUGGGAGCGCCGAAUGCCGUGGCGCCGGCAGUCUCCUCGAAAUCGGAGGCAUCCCGCCCGAUCAGCUGAGCAGGGUCCUGAUGCGGCAGUCCUGCAACUCCUCUAGAAUCUACAAAGGCAGGAUGCAGUACACGUUCAACAACAAUGGCUCGAUGAUCUUCCUAGAUCUCUCCUACAACUUCCUGGAGGGCAGCAUUCCGAAGGAGAUUGGGAUCAUGUACUAUCUGUAUGUUUUGAAUUUGGGGCACAACCUUCUCUCCGGUGUGAUCCCUACUGAUCUUGGAAACUUGGUGAAGUUGAUGAUACUUGAUCUGUCCCACAACGACCUCGAAGGCCCGAUCCCGCCGUCCUUCAUCGCCAUCUCGAUGCUCACGGAGCUAGAUCUCUCGAACAACAAGCUCAAUGGCUCGAUCCCCCAAUCGCCUAGUCAGUUGACGACAUUCCCAGCCAAGCAGUAUCUGAACAAUUCUGGCCUCUGCGGAUUGCCGCUUUCUCCCUGCGGAGCAGGUCCCGCCUCAAACACUUCGAAUUCGCAGCAUCAGAGGUCUCACGGGAAGCGAGCGUCGCUUGCUGGGAGCGUAGCGAUGGGGCUGCUCUUCUCCCUCUUCUGCAUCUUCGGUCUGAUAAUCCUAGCGAUCGAAAGCAAGAAGCGGCAGGAGAAGAAGGAUGCAGGCAGUUUGGAUGUGUACAUCGACAGCCGAUCUCACUCAGGCACCGCCAAUGUGAGCUUUUGGAAGCUCACAGGCACGCGGGAGGCUCUCAGCAUCAACCUAUCCACCUUCGAGAAACCCCUCCGGAAGCUCACAUUCGCCGAUCUGGUCGAAGCCACAAACGGCUUCCACCCCGACAGUCUCGUCGGCUCGGGCGGAUUCGGUGACGUUUACAAAGCUCAGCUCAAGGAUGGAAGCGUCGUCGCGAUCAAGAAGCUGAUCCACAUCAGCGGACAAGGAGAUCGUGAAUUCACAGCCGAGAUGGAAACCAUUGGAAGAAUCAAGCACCGCAACCUCGUCCCUCUCCUGGGCUACUGCAAGGUCGGUGAGGAGAGGCUCCUGGUCUACGAGUACAUGAAGUAUGGAAGCUUAGAUGACGUCCUACGAGACCGGAAGAAGGCCGGAAUCAAGCUCAACUGGGCGGCGAGGAGGAAGAUUGCUAUUGGAGCCGCGAGGGGGUUAGCAUUCCUCCACCAUAACUGCAGUCCCCACAUAAUUCACAGAGACAUGAAAUCGAGCAACGUCCUGAUCGACGAGAACUUGGAGGCUCGCGUCGCCGAUUUCGGCAUGGCCCGUCUGGUAAGCACCAUGGACACACAUCUCAGCGUCAGUACACUGGCAGGAACCCCUGGCUACGUCCCGCCGGAAUAUUACCAGAGCUUCAAGUGCUCUACCAGAGGGGAUGUCUACAGCUACGGCGUCGUCCUCCUUGAACUGCUGACUGGGAAGAAACCUACAGAUUCAAUCGACUUCGGCGAUAACAACUUGGUAGGGUGGGCUAAGCAGAAUUCGAAAAUGAAGGUAAGCGACGUGUUCGAUCCAGUGCUGAUGAAGGAAGAUCCGACCUUGGAAACAGAGCUGCUGCAGCACCUUAAGCUCGCGAGCCUUUGCUUGGACGAUCGGCCUUCGAAGCGGCCCUCGAUGAUGCAGGUGAUGGCAAUGUUCAAGUCGAUUAGGCCAGAAUCCGGUGGGGCCGACUCGGCUGCUGCCGGCGACCGCCAUUUUGGAAUGGUGGAAGUGGUAGAGGUGAGCUUGAAGGAAGGAGAUGAAGUCAGCAAGCAGUAGAGAUGGAAGAUUAAAAAAAAAAAUUGAAAAAAUUCUUUGAAGGGGAAGGUAAAUGAUUUUAACAAGUAUCCUUUUUUUUUUUCUCUCUAUUGGCAAAAAAAAUGCAUGUAGCUAUCAAUAAUCUAUGUAUGUAAAAAUGAAUUCUCACGUGUAUAUUGAUUGGUCACUUAGCUAUAAUAAAUCCGAACCGUCCAAUUAGUGGGACUCCAAACA
This is a messenger RNA of Magnolia sinica, 3770 nucleotides long. RefSeq names its product systemin receptor SR160-like. Lineage: Eukaryota; Viridiplantae; Streptophyta; Magnoliopsida; Magnoliales; Magnoliaceae. The record is from RefSeq and is a predicted model, not a curated record. Gene Ontology annotation, biological process: protein phosphorylation. The coding region runs from base 120 to 3557 and encodes 1145 amino acids. Gene Ontology annotation, molecular function: protein kinase activity; protein binding; ATP binding. The transcript has a single exon.